AUGCAGAGGGGUUACAGGGAGCAAUGCAGAGGGGUUACAGGGAGCAAUGCAGAGGGGUUACAGGGAGCAAUGCAGAGGGGUUACAGGGAGCAAUGCAGAGGGGUUACAGGGAGCAAUGCAGAGGGGUUACAGGGAGCAAUGCAGAGGGGUUACAGGGAGCAAUGCAGAGGGGUUACAGGGAGCAAUGCAGAGGGGUUACAGGGAGCAAUGCAGUGGGGCUACAGGGAGCAAUGCAGUGGGGUUACAGGGAGCAAUGCAGUGGGGCUACAGGGAGCAAUGCAGUGGGGUUACAGGGAGCAAUGCAGAGGGGUUACAGGGAGCAAUGCAGUGGGGCUACAGGGAGCAAUGCAGUGGGGUUACAGGGAGCAAUGCAGAGGGGUUACAGGGAGCAAUGCAGAGGGGUUACAGGGAGCAAUGCAGAGGGGUUACAGGGAGCAAUGCAGAGGGGUUACAGGGAGCAAUGCAGAGGGGUUACAGGGAGCAAUGCAGAGGGGUUACAGGGAGCAAUGCAGAGGGGUUACAGGGAGCAAUGCAGAGGGGUUACAGGGAGCAAUGCAGAGGGGUUACAGGGAGCAAUGCAGAGGGGUUACAGGGAGCAAUGCAGAGGGGUUACAGGGAGCAAUGCAGAGGGGUUACAGGGAGCAAUGCAGAGGGGUUACAGGGAGCAAUGCAGAGGGGUUACAGGGAGCAAUGCAGAGGGGUUACAGGGAGCAAUGCAGAGGGGUUACAGGGAGCAAUGCAGAGGGGUUACAGGGAGCAAUGCAGUGGGGUUACAGGGAGCAAUGCAGUGGGGUUACAGGGAGCAAUGCAGAGGGGUUACAGGGAGCAAUGCAGAGGGGUUACAGGGAGCAAUGCAGAGGGGUUACAGGGAGCAAUGCAGAGGGGUUACAGGGAGCAAUGCAGAGGGGUUACAGGGAGCAAUGCAGAGGGGUUACAGGGAGCAAUGCAGAGGGGUUACAGGGAGCAAUGCAGCGGGGUUACAGGGAGCAAUGCAGAGGGGUUACAGGGAGCAAUGCAGAGGGGUUACAGGGAGCAAUGCAGAGGGGUUACAGGGAGCAAUGCAGAGGGGUUACAGGGAGCAAUGCAGAGGGGUUACAGGGAGCAAUGCAGAGGGGUUACAGGGAGCAAUGCAGAGGGGUUACAGGGAGCAAUGCAGAGGGGUUACAGGGAGCAAUGCAGAGGGGUUACAGGGAGCAAUGCAGAGGGGUUACAGGGAGCAAUGCAGAGGGGUUACAGGGAGCAAUGCAGAGGGGUUACAGGGAGCAAUGCAGAGGGGUUACAGGGAGCAAUGCAGAGGGGUUACAGGGAGCAAUGCAGAGGGGUUACAGGGAGCAAUGCAGAGGGGUUACAGGGAGCAAUGCAGAGGGGUUACAGGGAGCAAUGCAGAGGGGUUACAGGGAGCAAUGCAGAGGGGUUACAGGGAGCAAUGCAGAGGGGUUACAGGGAGCAAUGCAGAGGGGUUACAGGGAGCAAUGCAGAGGGGUUACAGGGAGCAAUGCAGAGGGGUUACAGGGAGCAAUGCAGAGGGGUUACAGGGAGCAAUGCAGAGGGGUUACAGGGAGCAAUGCAGAGGGGUUACAGGGAGCAAUGCAGAGGGGUUACAGGGAGCAAUGCAGAGGGGUUACAGGGAGCAAUGCAGAGGGGUUACAGGGAGCAAUGCAGAGGGGUUACAGGGAGCAAUGCAGAGGGGUUACAGGGAGCAAUGCAGAGGGGUUACAGGGAGCAAUGCAGAGGGGUUACAGGGAGCAAUGCAGAGGGGUUACAGGGAGCAAUGCAGAGGGGUUACAGGGAGCAAUGCAGAGGGGUUACAGGGAGCAAUGCAGAGGGGUUACAGGGAGCAAUGCAGAGGGGUUACAGGGAGCAAUGCAGAGGGGUUACAGGGAGCAAUGCAGAGGGGUUACAGGGAGCAAUGCAGAGGGGUUACAGGGAGCAAUGCAGAGGGGUUACAGGGAGCAAUGCAGAGGGGUUACAGGGAGCAAUGCAGAGGGGUUACAGGGAGCAAUGCAGAGGGGUUACAGGGAGCUAUACAUGGGCAAACAACGAGUCGAGUAA
This is a messenger RNA of Closterium sp. Yama58-4, 2052 nucleotides long. The record is from the annotation of a GenBank genome assembly. Lineage: Eukaryota; Viridiplantae; Streptophyta; Zygnematophyceae; Desmidiales; Closteriaceae.